CUUUUUGCUCCCUUUAAUCUUUAUAAAAGCCUAUAGAUACAGACACAUACAUAUAUGUGCGUAUGCAUAUAUAUAGGUGGUUGCCAUGCUUACCCAACCAUCUGUCCUCAACUUUCAAUAACAUUUACUCUCUCAGACGGUAGACAAAGACAGAGAGAUAGACAAAAGAAACAGAGUAUAUGCUCUGUUUUGUUCAUUGAUAAAAAAAAUAGUGUUUGAAAGAACAAGAAGUGGAGAAAGAAAUGGGGAGACAACCAUGCUGUGACAAAGUAGGAUUGAAGAAAGGACCAUGGAGUGCAGAUGAAGACAGGAAGCUCAUGAACUUCAUCCUCACCCAUGGACAAUGUUGUUGGAGAGCUGUUCCUAAGCUUGCCGGUCUUCUCAGGUGUGGCAAGAGUUGUAGACUUCGUUGGACAAAUUAUCUUCGACCAGACCUUAAGAGAGGUCUUCUCUCGGAUCACGAGGAGAAGAUGGUCAUUGACCUCCAUUCCCAGCUCGGCAACAGGUGGUCAAAGAUAGCUUCUCAUUUACCAGGAAGAACAGACAAUGAAAUCAAGAACCACUGGAACACUCACAUCAAGAAGAAGUUAAGGAAAAUGGGGAUCGAUCCUCUCACACAUAAACCACUCUCUAUAGUUGAACAAGAAGAAGAAAAACCUUUAAAGAAGCUGCAGAAACCAAUGGAGCAGACUGCGGAGGAACCAACUAAUGAUUGUCUUACCAAAGACAGCAACAGCAAGAACAUGUUUAUGGCAAUGAAUCUUGAGUAUGGCGUGGAAGAAGUCCCUACGAUUGAUCCGGAGUGUUUAGAGCUUAUCUGUAACAACUCACCCACGUCUUCCAGUUCAUCUAAUGAAUCAAGCAUCUUGAAGGAUUUUCAGUUCCCGGAUUUCGAUUGGUCGGACUAUGGUAUUGAUAAUAAUAAUCAUCAUAAUAAUAAUGGUGUGGACAACAUAAUGGAGAACAAUGUGAUGAGCCUGUGGGAUGUUGAUGACUUUAGCAGUUGGGAUCUCUGUAAUAUUAUUUGAGAAAUCAGUUUACCAUGUGUCGCUCUCACGUUAAUUUUUACGAUGGUUGAUUACA
Molecule: messenger RNA, 1083 nt
Organism: Brassica oleracea var. oleracea
Lineage: Eukaryota; Viridiplantae; Streptophyta; Magnoliopsida; Brassicales; Brassicaceae
Product: protein ODORANT1
Exons: 2
Coding region: 243-1028 (261 amino acids)
Source: RefSeq, a predicted model, not a curated record